AAAAAAAAAAAAAAAANCUAGUUUUCUUUAUACUGUAUUAAAAGGCUGUGGAUGAGCUGCUUCUGCGGCGAUCAAACCAACACCGCCGAUCAAUCAAUCAAACACAAUCUCGCCCUCACUUCUGAUGGCGCUUUCAUGCCGUGACACACUAAUCCUUAUAUUCCAGAGGCUUACCGUCGCCGAUCUAGCGCGUGCGAGCUGCGUCUGUAAGGUUUGGAACUCUGUAGCCACAGAGGACGAUCUGGUGGUAUCUGCUUUCACAUCUCCGUGGCGGAUCAAAGAACUCGUUGGAAGACCAGCUUCUGGUUCGUUCUGGAGAGACAACGGAAUCUGGAAAUUUGCAAUUUCUCAUCGGAUUCGUCGUGGUGAUAGUGUCACUAGCCUCGCCGUCAAAUACUCCGUUCAGGUUAUGGACAUAAAGAGGCUAAACAAUAUGAUGAGCGACCAUGGGAUUUACUCAAGAGACAGACUGCUUAUCCCGAUAAGCAAUCCCGAGAUUCUUGCAAAAACCACUUGCUACGUAGAGGUAGACAAACAUGCCAAACGCGAAGUAGCUGUGCUUUACCUCGAAGGUGCACCAAAGAGAGAACAAGAUGUAUCUGGUAUGAAUCAACUGUCCAACUUAUCAGCUGAUGGAAAGCGAAGGCUGAUUGAGUCUCUAAGGAGAAGCAUGCAAGUCGACGAUGGAACUGCUCUGUACUACUUGGCUAUCGCUGAAGGAGAUCCCAGAUCCGCAUUGUCCGAGUUCUCGGCUGAUCUCAGGUGGGAGAGGCAGGCUGGUCUCAACUAAGCUUUCGCAAUUUUAAGCUCAUGGAUGUCUGAUCCAAAAGGUAAAUGAGUGUUUAUAAUGUAUAUGACAUAUAGCGUGCCAUCUUGUUUAAUGUUUCCAAGUAUACAUAAACUAAUAUACAAUAGAUUAUUAGUAUGGGAUUUAUUCUCUUGCAGGGUGAGAAAGUAUCUUAUCAGGAGUAUGAUUCAUGAAUUAGAAUGUAAUUAGCUCCAGUAUAUAAGAGUUAUGGGGUGUGGCUACCCUGGCAAAGUCUCUUAUCUUCCUUGCUUGUUGUUGUUCAUUUGGUGGUUCGGUGACCGAGAUCAAUUUCAAAUCUCUCAAACCCUGUUGCCUUCCCGAUAAGAAAUGUACAUCAAACCCUGUUGUUUUAGUAUAAGCAUACUUAAUAAAUCUACAAAGUUGUUCUUCCAUGGUCAUGGUGUGAUUAAUGUUAUGUGUUAUUAUU
Messenger RNA from Camelina sativa (false flax), 1235 nucleotides. The record is from RefSeq and is a predicted model, not a curated record. Lineage: Eukaryota; Viridiplantae; Streptophyta; Magnoliopsida; Brassicales; Brassicaceae.